Phytophthora nicotianae INRA-310 is the source of this 861-nucleotide messenger RNA. RefSeq lists its product as hypothetical. NCBI's taxonomy places the organism in Eukaryota, Oomycota, Peronosporomycetes, Peronosporales, Peronosporaceae. The coding region runs from base 16 to 738 and encodes 240 amino acids. The transcript has a single exon. The record is from RefSeq and is a predicted model, not a curated record.
UUUUUUGCUGCUAAGAUGAGCGACGACAUCCUGGACAACAUGUCCCUUUCGGACGACGAGAUGCUGGACAACUUGGCGGACGAUAUGCUCAUGGAGAUGGCGGAGGAGGAGGCAACGCCCUCCACCCCCGCUGUGCCAGCGUCUUGGGCUCGUGGCGCAGUCUCAACCCCCAGCACCGCGGCUGCUCCGCCCGCCAUGCCCGACCUGAGCCAAAUGAUGUCCCAGAUGAUGCCCAUGAUGUCCCAAAUGUUUGGAGGCAAUGCUGGCGCUAAUUCGAUGUUGCCUGGUGGCGCCAACUCGCUGCAGCAAGCUCCAGUCUCGUGGCAGGAGCUCGUGAAGCGCCACGUGCCCCAUAAUGAGCAGGAAGACUGGCUUACGACCAUCGACAAGGACGCGACCAAGCUACGCGUCGCCAGCUCCGCCAACAUCCUAACUAAGCCUCACAGUCGCUCCUACCGUACGAAACCGUCAGCUAUGCCGAACGUGUACAUGGAGGUGGGCACGAUGCUUACCAACAUGCUAAACGAAGCGGUGCGCUCUGCACAGCUGGAGCACAACCGUCAGUGGCUAGAGCUGCGGGACAGUUUGGUCUCACAGCUCUCACAGACUGGGAUGACGAAGGUUUUCGCGAACAAGUUCAAGGAAAUGCUACGGCAACGUGUUGCCCACGAUCCGGACUACAUAGCUGAGAAGGAUAGCGAGCGCUAUCGCAACAUUACAGAGGCGCUCUCCGUGUAGUCCGAGUCAAUUUACGAAGAUGUAGAACGAUGACUGAGAAUAUUGAGGAAAUGUUACGCAUUUUUGACUGCAACUGCAUGUAGGAGAUCGUGUAUCCUAUCGUUCAUACUACACAUCGUCCGU